Messenger RNA from Solanum verrucosum, 522 nucleotides. Its product is annotated as inactive protein RESTRICTED TEV MOVEMENT 1-like. The transcript has a single exon. The record is from RefSeq and is a predicted model, not a curated record. Lineage: Eukaryota; Viridiplantae; Streptophyta; Magnoliopsida; Solanales; Solanaceae. The coding region runs from base 1 to 522 and encodes 173 amino acids.
AUGGAUAUGAUCACAGUUGGUCCAGUAGGAGUACAAGUAGGAACCCUUUGGUAUGAAACGGGACGAACCGAAGUAGCCCAGAUUUUUGUUUCCUACAAAUAUGACACAGUUUUCUCACUGCAGUUCGUCUUCUAUGAGAAUGGCAAAUUCGUAUUGUCAAACAAGCAUGGCACUAAUGAAUGUGAAAGCUUUUGUGCAGUGACAUUUGAUUAUCCAACAGAGUUUCUUACUUCCAUAAGUGGUUCAUUCCGAAAAGCUUAUGGAUAUUCUAUUUUGAGUUCAAUAUCAUUUGGAACCAAUAUGGGUUCCUAUGGACCAUUUGGAGCCCCGAAAGCUGAUCCUAACAAAUUCACCUUUAAGAUGGGAAAUUAUCCUUCUUUGGGUGGUUUCCACGGCAGCAAACACCAUCUUGGUGUUGAGAGUUUUGGAGUCUAUAUGAAGCCCAUCACAACCUCAAUGAUCCAUUUUAAAGAUCCUCCAGUAAAGGUUAAAAAGGAAGGAGGUCAAGAGAAGAAGGUCUAA